Perkinsus marinus ATCC 50983 is the source of this 984-nucleotide messenger RNA. RefSeq lists its product as hypothetical. Bases 1 to 984 code for a protein of 327 amino acids. The record is from RefSeq and is a predicted model, not a curated record. The transcript is spliced from 5 exons. Lineage: Eukaryota; Perkinsozoa; Perkinsida; Perkinsidae.
AUGCCGGCCUGUGGGCUCAUCAUCACCACACGCCGGGCUGGCUGUCACCACGAAUCUCCCGAGAGCACCCGAGAGCGCCCGAGAGCACCCACCUUUGCCGAGACCGGCCUACGGCCGGUCGGGGCACACGGCCUACGGCCGGUUGCCCUAACUGUCCCGCCUUACGCGAUUGAACGCGUGGAAGUCCUACUCAUCGUCUCUGCCGCGCGGUCGUACUAUCAAGUUGAUAGUAUCAACUCGUCGCCGUGUCCGAAUUCGUUUGCUGGACAAGACGGCACGUGCAGCACCGUUAUGCCUGGAAUGGGUGAACUUACAGAGUCCUCUGAGCGCUGUGCUGCGGCGGAUUUGGAAUCAGUACUGGAGCGGCCGGAAAACCAAUGCUGUGCAGGUGCUAUCGAACGAUUCAUUAGGGACAAAUACGUGAGACUGAAAUAUGUUCCCAGAAUCCUUCCUGUUCCACCAUGUGACUUGGUAGCCGAGGGUAGAAACGCCGAUGUUUACAGACGCUAUGCAAAGCAUGCACUGUCUAUCGUUCAUACCCAGAGAAAUCCAAACCCAUGCGAAGCAACAGCAAUAGCAAAACCCCCAGCUCGAAUCCCGGGGCCGAAGCCUGCAGGUUGUUCCCGUCGCAAGAAACGCCUGGUCCAGAGAUUUUGGGACCUUUGCCGUACUCGAAAUGCUCGUGUCGAUCUGACCGAGAUUGAUGUACUGCAGAAUAUGUCUCCAUCGGCCUCAUGUGAGGUAAUCAAACGAUGGACAUUACUCAUUCAGAAUGGGAACCAGCGCUAUCCACUGUAUGGGUUAUGGCUCCGACAGAGCCAGGCUAAUAGUGUUAUUGCUCUUGCGCGGUCACUCGGUCAUCAUGAGUGGUUAGAGCGCCACGACCGUAUGUGUCCCUCAUCGAAGGAGGAAGGUAUCAUAACUGAACAUGCGGCGUUGGACGGCCUCACGUGGAGCGAGGUUAAAUCCUUGAGCAUGAAUUGA